CUCCGCCGCCGGCCGAACGCGGACGCGGCACGCCUCCUGCUUCCCACCGAAGAAGAAGCGGAGCGCACGCCACCGCCUCCACGGAAUCCGUUUCGUGCCCCACUCGUCCUCCUCCCCCCCACCCUCUCGUAGACUGGUGCGCUGCCGGGGCAGAGAUCCCUCGUCCGCGCCUCGACCGAUUGAUUCCUCCUUCCUCUGGUAGCACAUAUAAUAGGUUCUGUUUGCUGUUGUUACUACAGAAAAUGGCAAUCCUCUGUUCUGCUCCAUCAGUUCAUUCAAAUUUUCUGCCCAGAUGGCUACUGCUGAAUAGCAGCCCGAGAAUGUAUUGCCAUGCCUUUCGGGAUCGAAUGAGGCUCAAAAGGAGAAACAGACAUCAGUGGGUGACUUGUUUCUCCAAAGGGUCUUUCUUACAAGAUUCCAUGCCCUCUCUAAAGCCUUCACGUCUUCUUCCUACAGAGGAACUAAAGACAUAUCCCAAUACUGUUCCUGAGGAGAUAUUUAGCACAAUCAGAUUAGAUGACUCUGAUGCAUUCUAUGUGCUAGAGCUUAGCACAAGUAGAGAGUUUAGUUCCUCUUUGCUGGAUAAAAAUUCUGCAAUCUUAAUCUGCUUAAUAGAUGUUGAUGGUGACUCCUUGUUACAAAGAGUACCGGCAAUUUAUUUAGGUCAACCAACACCAGGAAUGAAGGCAGAGCAAUCGAUGCCCUUCCAAAGUGGUUCAGUUGAUGUUGUCACUUUCAAGGGGUCUAAAUUGCAAAGGAUCAAAGAAGUCUGGAUCGGGCUGGAAUCUGGUUCAUGGAGAUUAGAUGGUUUGAGCUUGAAAGUAAUACAUGGACCGGUUGGUCGAUCUAAAGAUGUCAAUGGAACACCUGAACUCAAGUUUAACGGUUUGCAGUACACCUUCGAGAAAAUCAAUGUGCCUCUUGGAGAGGACGGAGCAUCAGUAGCUGAAGCCAGGCCUGUGGCUGUCAUGGACCUAUCAGGAGUUAGCUUAUCUGAUCUUCAAGAAGGACAGUUAUCCUCAGAGAGCACUGCUUCAAUUGUUAAGGAAUUGAAAGAGGAUGGUUUGAGACAAUAUGCUGAUCUCAAGCAAUCUUUGCUGCUCUACGAUGCAGCUAUAGUGAUAACAGGUUUCUCUGUCUUCACCUUGGCUUCCAACGACAAUGCUGCCUACUCUUUCCUGGUCGGUGGCAUUGGAGGAUUCUUCUAUCUGCUGCUGCUCCAAAGGUCCGUCGAUGGGUUGCCUGUGAUUAGUUUGCCCUCAGAAGCUAGCAGCACACAGCCAUCUGUUAGUGGUUUCAGUGGUGUAAGAAGGCCAUGGUUAAUAUUGUCGCUGGUAAUGGUUGCGGGAGCUGUCGCAUUGAAGUAUGGUGCUGGUGGUGACAGCUUCGAGCUGACACCAACCGAGCUCUUUGUCGGCACUGCAGGGUUCCUGGCAAACAAGGUUGCAGUUCUUUUGGCAGCUUUCAAACCCAUGCAAAGUGAUUUGAAGGGCGAAGAUGGAUCUGGGGACAGCACUUAACUGAAAUGCUACUUGUUGUUUCUCAUGCAAGCUCUAUGGUAUUCAAUGAAGGUACUUAGCUAAGUGCGAAGGGCAAGUCAUGAACGGGAAAUAUAUAACUUGUGACUGUAGCAUCUUGGUAACUUCGUUCAAGCUUCAAUCUUCUGGACAGUAGGAGGAGGUCACAAAAUCCCGAUUCAGGAAAAAGAAGUUUGAGAUCUACAGAAACAUAACCAGACUCUAAAAUCAGGGGACUUCAAAUAUCUUGACACGUGAAGAAUCUCCAUCCUGGUGAUACGGUACAAUUGCUAGAUCAAAAGACAUGAUGGUUCUACCAGAACCAUGUACCCAUUACUGCACAUAAACCUGAUACCAUUCAAGUCCAUUAUACAGUAUAGAAUAAAUAUAUUCUUGGUGCA
Messenger RNA from Setaria italica (foxtail millet), 1918 nucleotides. RefSeq lists its product as uncharacterized. The transcript has 4 exons. The record is from RefSeq and is a predicted model, not a curated record. Lineage: Eukaryota; Viridiplantae; Streptophyta; Magnoliopsida; Poales; Poaceae. Bases 243 to 1520 code for a protein of 425 amino acids.